Messenger RNA from Petromyzon marinus (sea lamprey), 1443 nucleotides. RefSeq names its product baculoviral IAP repeat-containing protein 7-B-like. NCBI's taxonomy places the organism in Eukaryota, Metazoa, Chordata, Hyperoartia, Petromyzontiformes, Petromyzontidae. Gene Ontology annotation, cellular component: nucleus; cytoplasm. Gene Ontology annotation, biological process: regulation of cell cycle; negative regulation of apoptotic process; positive regulation of protein ubiquitination. The record is from RefSeq and is a predicted model, not a curated record. Gene Ontology annotation, molecular function: cysteine-type endopeptidase inhibitor activity involved in apoptotic process; ubiquitin protein ligase activity.
AUGCCGAACGUCGUAGACGUUCGGGCCUCCCGCAGGGCGGCGGCGGCGAGACGCUCCGCUCCCCCGACGCCCCGCUUCGACCGGAUCCCGCGACCGUCGGCCUCGAAGAUGCAGAGCGAAUCGGCCAGGCUGCUGUCGUUCUCCAAGGGGUGGCCCCGGUCGUCCCCCGUGCGGCCCGCGGACUUGGCGCGGGCCGGACUCUACCGCAUGGGCUUCAGCGACCUGGUGGCCUGCUUCCGCUGCGGCGGGACGAUGCAUCACUGGGAGGAGGGGGACGACCCCGCUCGGGAGCACGCCAGGCACUUCCCCGCCUGCGCUCGCGCGGCCCCGUUGCCGCAGGCCACUCAGGAUGGCCCCGACUCCGCACUGUGUCCAGAGAUGCGUUCGUUCGGGGCGCGAAUCAGAUCUUUCGCGAGCUGGCCGUACACCGCCAAUGUGUCCCCGCAUGAGCUGGCCUACGCAGGCUUCUACUAUUCCGGUCACGGAGAUCUUGUGAGGUGCUUCAGCUGCGACGGUCAUCUACAAGAGUGGGCGCUGGGAGACAGCGCUUGGCAUGAGCACGCAAAGUGGUUUCCCAGCUGCGCGUUUGUUGGACGACAGAAGGGGGAAGCUUUCGUCCGCGGGUCGAUGCGGCCGCCGGCUCCGCUACCGGGACAGACGCCGCAGAGUACAACCGCGGAGAUUGAGCACGCAGCGCCAUCGACUGAGGAGCUUCUGGACAAGCUGGAAGAGCGGCUGUCCUGCAAGGUGUGCAUGGAGCGCGAGGUGUCCACGAUGUUCGUGCCGUGCGGACACGUGGCCACGUGCGGCCACUGCGCCCUCUCCCUGAGCCGGUGUCCUGUGUGCCGCGUCGCCGUGCAGACGUCGCUCCGGGCCUUCAUGGUUUAGGCGGACGGCCGGGCGAAGGAGGAGGAGAGAGAAACGACCGCCGGGGAUCCCGACCGCCCGUGGCUUCGACCGUUGGGGCGAGUUCGUUGAUUCACCCAUCCCCUCUCCCGUACCGAGGCAUAAGCCGGUCGCUGGCGAGCGUUCGGCGUUCGUUUUUUCCGCACAGGGAGGCACGGGGAGGGCAAUUUCACUUGGCCACCGGCCUCCACCCAUAGAGCAGCCUUUUUUUUGGGGGGUUUCCGGAAUGUAAAAGGGUUCAUUGAUAAUUAUCAGUGUGGUGGUUUUGAAGGCGUACGAUGUCAGACUUGGAAAGUGAAGGAAGUAAAGUUUUAAGACUGUUCUGUAAUCUUUACUUUAACCGGAUGGUACGCAUAGGUUACACACGUUAACAGUUUCUACAUUUGGGAGCUAUUACAUUUAGAACUCUGUGGAGCGCUUAUUGCAACGGGUGGAAGGGUCAAAGAUUGCGGUGAUUUUAAGGCGUACUUACAUGUGUGAGUUAUUACAUUUAUAACUCUGUGGGACAAUGCAAUGGGUGGCAUGGGAAAGCGUUAA